AUGAGUUCUUGGAUCUUUUUGAUUGUUUCACUAUCGAUUUCCUUGAGAACAAAUGCAGCAAUUAUAUCAAGUGUAAGUCAGCCUUGUAUUUAUUGGUCCCCUAAAUUUUUUUUUCCAGUGCUGUAAUCAACAAGACACUUCAACUCCUUGUUUAUCUUAUGAUAGUAGUAUGAUGGCUGAGUCAUUGGAUCAAGCAUUGUUCUCAUUUCCAAAUCUUGCAUCAGAAGAUAAAUCAACAUUGUUUCAUGAGCAAGAAGAUGUUUCUAGUGUGAGUUUUGUCAUUUUAUUUUUCGAACAAAAGUUGACUCAAAAAACAAACAUUUUGAGUAAACUAGUUAUAUUUCAUUGAACAAGUGGUCUAUGAACUUUUUAAAAGUGUUUUCUUCAAACCCCCGAACAAUAUUUAUAAAUAUAUAGAUUUUUUCCAGGUGAGACCAAUGACAAGUCGAAUAUCAAUCGCAACAAUGUCUUCAAGUUCGAGUUCCACAGCCAGCUUACAAUCAGAUUGUUCAACAUAUGCUUGUAUGAGUUGUAAAUUAGCAAUUCUGAAUGGGUUUUUGAAUAAUCCGUCGAUUUCUGCUGAAGAUCAUCAAACAUUUUCUGCACAGAAAGAUGAAUUGGUUCUCAAACUGGGUAAACUAAACCUUUUUGCUAAUCUUGGGAGAAAAAAAACUUGGUCUGGAAAAAAACUCUGGAAAUUUCUGACGAUUUAUUGAAAUAAUUUUAUGAUGUUUCAAAAAUUUAAAAAACUGAUUUUGAAUUUUUCUAAUAUUGUGCCAAAUGUAUUUGAUUAUUCUAAAAAAAAGUGCCUUUCUAAUGUUUUUAUUCAGAUUUGGUACCCUUUUAAAGUGAGUUAGGCUAACUUUCAAAAUAAAAUGUAGUUUCCAUAGAUCUUGUUUUCUCUCAACAAGAAAAAAAAAUGAAAAAUAAUUUUUGGUCGAAAAACUAGAGUAAUUUUAUAAGCCCACUAGUAUUUGCUCCAUAUGAUACUUCAUUUUUCAAUUUUAGGAACUUCUGAGGGAUCAUGUUAUGGUGGUGGGAAUCGAAAGAAGCGUCAAAAUUUCACAAUUCGAAAAAUGUUCAAAUCCUAUGUUCUUGUGAACCCCAAUCAAAGUCAGAGUCAGAAUCAGGACCAGAAUCAAGAAAUUCAAUAUCGCGAUCAAAGCCAGGGAAAUUCUAUAAAUCAAGAGAGUACCACAACUGAACCUACCGCAAAUUCAACAACAAAACCAAUUUUGGGUGUUGUGAAUAGUAUGGGUUGUGAAUAUCGUCGUGGUGAAUUAUUGACUGGAUCUUCGGAUUGGUGUGGAUUGUGUAAUCUAUGUUGGCAGUGGCGGAAAUUACCUGAUGAUUAUUUUCCAAAUUAUUUGAAUGAAGUGAAUUGUGAUUCACAAGAUGGUGGAUGUUUGUCAGGUAAUUUUCUUUUUUUUUCUGGAUUUAUAAUUCGAAGUUACGGUAAUCCAGGGUUUGGAGCUUGUAAAACAAUCUACAAAACAAUCACAAUUCUUCGAAAAAGUGGAGACGAGUGGAAAAAAGUCACAAUUGACACAAUAAACGCUUGUGAAUGUCAAGUUGGCAUUGGAUCACCUUUACAUUCUCUUGUUGUCAAAUAA
Messenger RNA from Caenorhabditis angaria, 1613 nucleotides. Lineage: Eukaryota; Metazoa; Nematoda; Chromadorea; Rhabditida; Rhabditidae. The record is from the annotation of a GenBank genome assembly.